Nymphalis io (European peacock) is the source of this 2583-nucleotide messenger RNA. RefSeq names its product paired box protein Pax-6 (gene toy). Gene Ontology annotation, molecular function: DNA-binding transcription factor activity, RNA polymerase II-specific; RNA polymerase II cis-regulatory region sequence-specific DNA binding. Gene Ontology annotation, biological process: regulation of transcription by RNA polymerase II; anatomical structure development. The transcript is spliced from 9 exons. The coding region runs from base 136 to 1434 and encodes 432 amino acids. Lineage: Eukaryota; Metazoa; Arthropoda; Insecta; Lepidoptera; Nymphalidae. The record is from RefSeq and is a predicted model, not a curated record.
AGGCAAGGCAGGGUGGCGCUGCACGGGGGCUGGGGGCGGGCGGCGCCGGCGCCCGCGCACGCCGCCACCACGCUGGUGGGCGGACUGGUGGCGCCGCCGCGGGAACCCACCACGGCGGCCGAGGCUUUCUGGAAGAUGCCGCACAAAGAUGAGCUGAUGCACAGUGCGGCUAUGGGCGGUGGGGCCCUAUUCGGGUGUUCAUCUGCCGGUCAUAGUGGGAUCAAUCAGCUAGGAGGAGUGUACGUCAAUGGCAGACCAUUACCAGACUCCACGAGGCAGAAGAUCGUGGAGCUUGCCCACUCGGGGGCAAGGCCCUGUGACAUCAGCCGCAUCUUGCAAGUCUCCAACGGCUGCGUGUCCAAGAUACUUGGCAGAUACUACGAGACUGGAUCCAUCAAGCCCCGUGCGAUAGGGGGUUCGAAGCCCCGGGUCGCUACAACCCCUGUGGUGCAGAAGAUUGCCGACUACAAGAGGGAGUGCCCUUCGAUCUUCGCUUGGGAGAUCAGGGAUCGUCUACUCAGUGAAAAUGUGUGCAAUAACGAUAAUAUACCUAGUGUAUCAUCGAUCAACCGUGUGUUAAGAAAUCUGGCGUCGCAGAAGGAGCAGGCUGCGUCUGCGCAGAACGACAGCGUUUACGAGAAGCUGCGAAUGUUCAACGGUCAAGCGGCGACGGGUUGGUGGUAUCCCGGCCUACCUACCGCACCAGCGGCGCCGACGAUACCAGCUCCAUUACCUCCUCAGCUCAACAGGCCCGGAACAGAGGAACAUAAGAGAGAUACUCUCCAAUCAGAGGCUGGGUCCGAUGGCAACAGCGAGCACGCGUCAUCCGGCGAUGAAGAUUCGCAGAUGAGGCUACGGUUGAAAAGGAAGCUGCAAAGGAAUCGAACAUCCUUUACCAAUGACCAAAUCGACAGUCUAGAAAAAGAGUUCGAGCGCACGCACUACCCGGACGUGUUCGCGCGCGAGCGGCUCGCUGAAAAGAUUGGAUUGCCUGAGGCACGUAUCCAGGUAUGGUUUUCGAACCGCCGCGCGAAAUGGCGACGCGAAGAGAAGUUACGUAGCCAGAGGAGAGACGCACCCGCUUCUCCACCCGCGCCGCCUGCCCGCUUGCCCCUCAAUGGAGGCUUUAACUCCAUGUACAGCCCCAUACCGCAGCCCAUUGCGACCAUGAGUGACACUUAUAGCUCAAUGUCGGGAGGGCUGUCAUCAUCGUGCCUACAACAGAGGGACGGCGGGUAUCCUUACAUGUUUGGUGACGUGCUUGGCAGUGGAGGCUACUCUAGAGCACCGGCAGCGCACCAACAACACGCAGCGUAUUCACAACCUCAAGCAGCGGCUAGUACUGGUGUGAUAUCAGCGGGUGUGAGCGUCCCCGUGCAAAUACCUUCGCAGGGGCCGGACCUCGCAUCGAAUUACUGGGGACGGCUUCAGUGAUCUCAGCUCUUCGGGUUCCCGCAUCGACUUCUCUCGAUGCCUGAGAACCCGAAUAAUGUACCGGAGUCGCCAUCUAGCGGUGAAAUAGCGCACAACUAUGCCGACCCCCACUUGUCUAUGAACGCUCUCAACAUGACAGCCGGCCAUGACAGUACCGUUUUGGCGGGAGAAAUGCAAGAAAACAAUUCAGUGUCAUAAACAUGAAAUGUGUUUUAGUGUUUAUUUAACGCAAUAUCCAGUGAGUUUUUCAGUGUUUCGAUGGUGCAACUUAUUAUUUAUGUAUAAAUGACGUAUGAUAUGACUUACGGCUAAGCAACUGAUGAUGUUCAAAAGUAGUGGUAAGUGAUGGUCGUACACUCUGAGCUAUGUUGCAUUGCUACCAUGCGAUAUAAAUACGAUUAUUAUAAUUUUGCUUAUAAUAGUAUAGUGUAAAUUUCAAACUUGCAGCAUGUUUCACUGUGUAUGAUCAAUUAUUAAGCUAGUAAGACAAUGGAAAGCAUAUUGUAAAUAUAGUUAAGCGCCAUCUAUUGUCGAGUAGAGAAAGUUUUCUCCUUAAAGAGUCUGGAGAAAUUAAAUGUAAAUUGUUUGUGCCAACGUUUGUAAUAAUUGAGUGUUACGCACCCUUUGCGAGUACAACCCUUUAUUUCUUUGAUGUAUGCAAUGGGGGUGCAAAAUAUUAAUGCUAUAGAGAAAAACGUGGCAAUAAGCUUCGUUACGGCGAUUUGUUUUUCACCCCUUCCGCAGAGCAAAUUGUCAUACAAACCAAGUAUGUUUGUUGUAUAUUUGUAUAAUAGUAACAUUGUUAGAUGUUGUAAUGUGUUGAAGUCGCAAAUUUACACUAGUACACCUCGAAACGAAUUAAUUUAUUUAUUACGAUAAUUAAGGAGAUGUUGCUGUGAUUAAUAUGUAGAUAGUUAGAUUUAUUUUAACACCGUUUGGAAUAUUUUGGGAUCAUGUAUCAAACGAAAUUCAAAUAAAAAGUAUACUUAAUUCACUAGUGAUUCAGCACAAUUUCUCAUGUUAUAUUUGAAUAUGUGUAAAAAUAUUAAUAUAUUUUUCAUUAAAAUGCAAUACGGACGGAGUAGGUGUGUAAUGUAACUGGUUUGAACAUAAGUGUAAAAUAAAUUAUUAUUCGAUUAUAAGUGCAUA